AUGAAGUUCACAAAUUAUCUCUUGACGACUGCAACGCUCGCAAGCAGUGUCCUAGCGGCUCCUGCUCCCCGCACCGGUUUGGAGGACAGACUCCGUGCCCGGUCAUUGCAGCGUCAAUCACAUCCUCUGGCACCUAUUCCACUUGACACAUCCACCAAAGAGAAUUCCAGACUCCUCGAAGCCGACGAGAAUACCACCCAUGUUACAUACAGCAGUAACUGGGCGGGCGCAGUGCGCGAGCAACCACCUCCGCAAGGCACGUAUUCUGCCGUGUCGGCAACCUUUCGUGUACCAGAACCCACGGCGCAAGGGGGGAGCGGAACGCAGGCUGGGUCGGCCUGGGUCGGGAUAGAUGGCGACACAUACAGCAACGCCAUUCUACAGACAGGAGUCGACUUCUACGUGGAAAACGGGCAGACGUACAACGAUGCCUGGUAUGAGUGGUACCCAGACUAUGCAUAUGACUUCGACCUAGAUGUAAGCACAGGGGACACGAUCGUCGCCAAGGUGGAAGCCAUCUCGCCAAGUCAAGGUGUAGCCACUAUUGAGAACAUAUCGACGGGGAAGAAGGCCACGCAGACGAUCAGAGCCCCAGCUGCGACAGCUACCCUUGCCGGCCAGAAUGCCGACUGGAUCGUGGAGGAUUUCCAGUCUGGCGACUCAAUGGUCGAUCUGGCUGGCUUUGGCGAGAUCAGCUUCUGGGGCGUGCAAGCACAAGGAGGAGGGUCUACAUGGGGUGUAGAUGAUGCGACUAUUGUCGAACUGAAGCAGGGCAACGAAGUGUUGACAGACGUGGAGGUGCAAAGUGAUUCGGCCUUUACGGUGAAAUAUACGAGCUGA
This is a messenger RNA of Aspergillus niger, 840 nucleotides long. RefSeq lists its product as uncharacterized. Bases 1 to 840 code for a protein of 279 amino acids. The transcript has a single exon. Gene Ontology annotation, molecular function: glutamic-type endopeptidase activity. The record is from RefSeq and is a predicted model, not a curated record. NCBI's taxonomy places the organism in Eukaryota, Fungi, Ascomycota, Eurotiomycetes, Eurotiales, Aspergillaceae. Gene Ontology annotation, biological process: proteolysis.